Carassius gibelio (silver crucian carp) is the source of this 1180-nucleotide messenger RNA. RefSeq names its product DCC-interacting protein 13-beta. Lineage: Eukaryota; Metazoa; Chordata; Actinopteri; Cypriniformes; Cyprinidae. The coding region runs from base 351 to 590 and encodes 79 amino acids. The transcript is spliced from 8 exons. Gene Ontology annotation, biological process: signaling. The record is from RefSeq and is a predicted model, not a curated record. Gene Ontology annotation, cellular component: endosome membrane.
CUUGUAUUCCGUUCCUGCCGUCCCCGACGCGAAAGAUGCCGGCCGUACACCACAAAUUAUUACUCGAGGAGGCUUUGCAAGACAGUCCGCAGACGCGGUCCUUGCUCAGUGUGUCUGAAGAGGAUGCAGGCACACUCACUAACUACACAGACCAGCUGCUCCAGCACAGAGAUCAGCACACUGAAGGAGAUAUUCGGCAUCGCCAGAGAUGAGCGUGAAGCUGCCAUGGUGAAAUAUAGUCGUUUACCUAAGAAGAGAGAAAAUUAAAAGUAAGACGGGUCUGGUGAUGACGGUGUGGGACCGCUUGUUCUUCUUCACGCUCGGGGGGAACCUGAUGUGUCAGCUGCGGGAUGGUCCUGGAUAUGGACAACUGUUCUGUCAUGACCAUCGAGUGUGAGGAGCGCCGCUACUGCUUCCAGAUCACUUCACCCAACGGCAGAACCUCUCUGAUUCUUCAAGCUGAGAGUAAGAAGGAAUAUGAAGAGUGGAUUUGCACCCUCAACAACAUUUCCAGACAGAAUUAUCUAACCGACAAGCCUGAGGUUGCAUCAGACGGCUCUGCAGGCUGUGACGCCCAUCACCAGCUUUGAGAAGCGAGCUGAGGGUUCUCCUAAAACCGACCGGUACUAAUAUUUCAUGAUGAUUAAACAUUCAUGCAUUUCUGAUUUGAUAUGAGGCAGCAUACAUUUCUGAAUUUAGCUGACGCUUUUAUCCAAAGCAACUUACAGUGCAUUCAGGCUAUACAUGUAUAUAUUUUUUAUAUUAUCAGUAUGUGUUCCCAGGGAAUUGAACCCAUGACCUUUUGCGCUGCCAAUGCAAUGCUCUACCACUGAGCCACAGGAACACUAUAGUUUAUUCAAAAGUUUUAAUAGAUCUUUCUGAGCCACUGUUUAAAAUCCACUGUUUUUCUCCUCCAUAGAGUGACACCAGGCGGUGUGUCCUCCAGAGAGCCUCAGAAACCCCUCGAGCCUGAGGAUCUGAUCGUCCCGGGAAGACCAAUCCAGUUUGACAUUUGUUUUCUGUCAGACGCACAAACCCCGUUGGUGAGGAGGAAGAUGGAGGAAGAUGAUGAUGAUUCAGACACACACGGUGAGACGAGCCUGUUUCAACUCCACACAAUGGGGAAGUAAAUAAAUCACUAGCAAAGAAAAGUACUGCUUUUUUAUUUUACAUAAGUACA